This is a messenger RNA of Gossypium raimondii (Peruvian cotton), 2402 nucleotides long. RefSeq names its product transmembrane E3 ubiquitin-protein ligase FLY2. Gene Ontology annotation, molecular function: zinc ion binding. The record is from RefSeq and is a predicted model, not a curated record. The coding region runs from base 412 to 2145 and encodes 577 amino acids. The transcript has 15 exons. NCBI's taxonomy places the organism in Eukaryota, Viridiplantae, Streptophyta, Magnoliopsida, Malvales, Malvaceae.
UUCACGUAUUUUCUGAAUAUAUAUUUUGUAUUAACUGUGCUGUUUUUUUUCUGAAAGUUCUCUUUGGGGUAUCUUUUUUGUUGUUUGUUUAUAUUAAAACCAAUAUAAGAAUUAAAUUUAUAUAUACAACACAAGGGAAGGGGGAGGGAGAGAGAGAGAGAGAGAGAGAGAAUUAGUUUGUUGAGCUCUCAUUUUCUACUGUUUGAUCUUUGGGUGCUGUUUGUUGGUUCACAUAACUCUACUUGAAGCAAUCUCUUAUUAUCUUUAUCCUUAAUGUGCAGUGGGUUUGUAUCGUUUUCUUGUAUCUAUCAUCUAAAUCAGCUUGUAAACAUAUUUGCUUCCUUCCUGGGAAAUUGAAGUUGGAUAUUUUUAUUUUAUAUUAAGACAAAGCAAAUUAGUAUUGUUUUUGAAAUGGGAUGUCGGGGUUUUGAUAUGAUCACCAGGGAAUAUUUGGAUUUUUUGUGGAAUUCGAGGAGGAGAAGAUUAGGGUUUGUGUUUAGGGUUGUUUUUGGAUUGUGGUUUGGUUUUGUUAUGUUAAAGCCAGUGGCGGGAUUGAGACCGAUAAGAGAAAGGGCUCGGUCAUGGGGCGAUGAGUGGCUAUUUGUUAGAAAAGAUGAAAGCGAAUUGGGUCCAUUUCAUGCAUGGAACAUAACAGGAACUUAUCGAGGCUCUUGGAAGUUCCUGGAGUCUUUGAAUAGCUCUUCAAAAUUUCCCGAUUUCAGGAAGUCAGCUGGUGAUUCUGUCAUUGAAUUAGUUAGCACACCAACAAAAAUAACUGGUGUACAUUAUGUUCAGGGUGUAAUUAUUUUCCAUGACGUGUUUGAUAACAAACACAAUGUUGGUGGUGCUCAAAUAAGGGUAGAGGGUGUAUAUAUAUGGCCUUUUAGACAGCUUCGAAUGGUAGCUAACAGUGGAAAGGAAGGAGAGCUGAGUCAGGAAGAAGAUUAUAUUUUGUCUAACCCAUACCAUUUGCUUGGAGUUUUCUCCUCUCAAGUGUUCCAAGAAUCUCCACGUGGCAAAAUAUGGAGAAGAAAAAAUUCACCAAUUUAUGAGAUGGAGAAACAUUGCAAUAUAGAAAUUGCAGCCCAAAUUUCACGCAUCUCAUCCAGCCAAAAUGAUGGAGAUCAUGAUCGUUAUCACAUCGAAGGAUUGAUGGAGAGUCCGACGGUGGAUGAUGAUGGAGAUUGCUUCUCACCUUUGCUAUUAAAUGCAACUUCUGUCAACAUUGAAGUCUAUUACAACAAAGCAGUCAACUACACCUUAAUGGUCACCUUUGUCUCCUUCCUUCAAGUCCUUCUGUUAAUCAGACAAAUGGAACAUAGCAACACACAAUCGGGAGCUGCAAAAGUUUCAAUUUUAACGAUUGGUCAACAGGCUAUCAUGGAUGCUUAUCUUUGCCUCUUACAUCUCACUGCAGGAAUACUGGUUGAGUCCUUGUUUAAUGCUUUUGCAACUGCGGCAUUCUUCAAGUUUGUAGUCUUCUCCAUUUUUGAGAUGAGGUACCUUCUUGCAAUAUGGAAGGCAAGUAGACCGAUGAAUAACGGUGAAGGUUGGGAGACAAUGAGGCGUGAGCUAUCAGUUCUAUAUAGCCGUUUCUAUGGGAUCCUUUUAGGAGGCAUUUUGGUCAUGUACGAGUUUCAUAAUUUUUUGCAGCCUAUACUUCUCCUUUUGUACUCAUUUUGGAUACCUCAAAUAAUCACCAACGUCAUUCGUGAUUCAAGAAAACCUUUGCAUCCUCAUUACAUCUUAGGCAUGACUAUUACUCGGCUAGCAAUCCCAUUAUAUAUAUUUGGAUGCCCUCACAACUUUAUGCGAAUUGAGCCUGACAAGAGCUGGUGCAUCUGUUUGGUUGUAUUCAUUGGACUUCAAGCAUCCAUUCUUCUUCUUCAGCACUAUCUUGGAUCUCGAUGGUUUAUUCCUCGUCAGAUACUACCCGAGAAAUAUAGCUACUAUAGAAGAUUUGAUCCAGAAGCAAAUCAUGCCAUAGACUGUGUCAUUUGUAUGACUUCCAUUGAUCUCACACAACGUUCAAGAGAUUGCAUGGUAACACCAUGUGAUCAUUUCUUUCAUUCGGGUUGUUUGCAAAGAUGGAUGGACAUAAAGAUGGAAUGCCCAACUUGCCGCCGGUCGUUACCAACAGCUUAAAGAAAAUUUUCCACUUUAUCGUUGAGGUCGAGAAGAGAUUCCAGUGCCAACUUUUUGCCUGGUUCCAUUUUCAGAGAUACAGCAUAAACAAAAUUAAAACUGUCACUACUGACACUGUAACAGCCUUGUAGGCAACAUUCUUGUGUAUUCAUUGUAUAAUUGUAUAAAUUUCAAUACACUGGAUAUUUCAUACCAAUUACCAAGUACUAAUUGUCUUAUCAAAAAGGAGGGAAAAAAGUGCAAAUCGGUUUAGAUUA